Molecule: messenger RNA, 488 nt
Organism: Lymnaea stagnalis (great pond snail)
Lineage: Eukaryota; Metazoa; Mollusca; Gastropoda; Lymnaeidae
Source: the annotation of a GenBank genome assembly
AGCACAGGAUGCCCAAGUGGAUACAUGGGUCCAAAAUGUGAGCAGCUGUGUCACUGCAAUGGUGGUGCGUGCGAUCAAAAUGGCGAAUGCAAUGUUGGUGUGAAAUGUAAGCCCGGAUGGUUUGGAUUGGCUUGUCAGUACCGUAAGUUUUGUCAAAUGUAUUUAUCAAAAAAAGAUUAUAUGACUUCACUGUUUAGCUUAAAUAUUGAGAAAAAAAAUGAUGCUUGCUUUAAAAGAAAAUUGUAAUACAUUUUAUUCAUUUUGCGUUUUAAAUAUCUUUUUUCUUCCUCAUUUAAAAUAUAUUAUUAGAAUGUAUUUUACUCAUAACAUGAUUGAAAUUUUAUAUGUGUUUAGGUGAUGCUGCUUUCCAUUCCCGUGUUCACAAUCCACUUCUAACUGAUGAUGACGACAGCACCUGCUUUGCUCAGCCCAACAGAUCUGUGACACUUUCACUAGAUCGUCCAAUAUUAUUCACGUGGGCCAGGCUU